Messenger RNA from Closterium sp. NIES-65, 432 nucleotides. The record is from the annotation of a GenBank genome assembly. NCBI's taxonomy places the organism in Eukaryota, Viridiplantae, Streptophyta, Zygnematophyceae, Desmidiales, Closteriaceae.
AUGUAUUCUGUGACUACAAGUGUUGAGGGUGACUGUUACCUGUGUGUACCGCCUGACCCGGGCAUUGAGGCCACUGCUCUAGGUGCUGGUGAGGCUGCUGCUCUAGCUGCUAGUGCGUCUGCUGCCCCAGGUGCUAGUGCGUCUGCUGCCCCAGGUGCUGGUGAGUCUGCUCUCUCAGGUACUACGUCGGCUCAGGCCUUCCACACCUUCACCCUUGACUCGGGUCUCAACCUCCCCUCGUUCUCUACGAACUUGGUGAGUGGAGCGGACCUACAGGAUAGGGGGGUUGACCAGUUCACUCCUGCAAGUCAGCGGGUGACCCACUUCACGUGUGCUCGGACAGGCCGACACUUGGCCACGUUCACCCGUCGGCCAAGGUCGAGCCUGUACACCCUUACUACUGACUCUCCUCCGGCUGCUGAGUCUGGCUAG